AUGCUCCAAAUAAUCACGAAGCCCCUGUGUCAACAGGAGCCCCUGGGCUUCGCUGAGGAUGGUGCGCUGCUUGCAGGCAAGGAAGCCAGCGUUUCUGCAGGGCCGGAAGUGGCAGGCCAGCCCCAUGCCCACAGAGCUGUGAGCCACGCUUGCUCGGCAGAGACUGAAGGUGGCCCGUCCCCACCAAGACUCGGUGCCCCCCUCAGGGAAGAGUCUAACGGCAGCCCCACCACACAAGACGGGUCGGCCCUGGAGACAGAGCCGGGCCACGCACCCCCACUGCAGAUGGACAGCAGCGUCUUCCUGGAUGACGACAGCAAUCAGCCAGUGCCAGUGAGUCGGUUCUUUGGGAACGUGGAGCUCAUGCAGGACCUUCCCCCAGCGUCCUUAUCCUGUCCUUCAAUGAGCAGGCGAGAAUUCAGGAAAAUGCACUUCAGAGCCAAAGAUGACGAGGAGGAUGACGACGCCGAAAUGUAGGGAACAAGUACAUGCAUGAUCGUUCCACAUGUUCAGCACAGUUAACCACUUGGCAAAUAACAAAUGUAGUUUAUAUAAAGCUCCUCGCCCAGAGAAUGUGGUUCUUAAUAAACUUCAGGACUGACCCAUAGAAAUCAGCAGUGCCAGAUAGCGGGUACCUGUGGGAACACUCACCCUUGAGAACUGGAGACCUUGAGAGCAGAGGGCUGCUACUACCUCCAGCGCUUUCCUCUGUACAUACAUAGUGACUGAGUCAGCUGGGGGGCUUGGCGUAAAUGAGAUCUUCGUAAAGAAGGUCACUCAGCCUCUGUAGUUUGAUAAUAUGCAAGCUUAUUUUCCAUUAUCAAAAUUCUUGUGGUGAUUCAGUGUCAGUUCUUAAAGAAUUCUUCUUUAUUUCUGUAUAUGGAGCUAAUGUUUACCUUGAGAAUUUUGCAAAAUGCAUAUGGGGAAAAAAAAUAAAAUAUAUUUUGAAAAUA
Molecule: messenger RNA, 953 nt
Organism: Manis javanica (Malayan pangolin)
Lineage: Eukaryota; Metazoa; Chordata; Mammalia; Pholidota; Manidae
Source: RefSeq, a predicted model, not a curated record